UGCGAUGCCAAUAGUUAGAAGAACGAUACAAUAGUGUUCAGUACACGCAAUAUCUUUGAUCGAAUAUUCAAAGGGGAAUCGACGUUCCUGUAAUCCAUUUCCAUUAAAACAACCACAAACGUAUAAAUCAUUGUCAUUUGCAUAUGCACAAUAGUUCCAUGAACAUUUUAGAAGAAUUUUCUGUGAUUCUAUCGAUGACAGCGAUUCAAGUUUUAAUUCUGUGAAUAGAGGAAGAGACAGAGUCAAAAAAACGACAAGUCAGUUUCAAUAUAAUAAAAAAAAAAUCUAUAAUGAUUAACAAACCUUCCAGCGAUGUAAUGACUUUUGGUAGGUUUUUCAACUGUCCAAAACCAUUGAAUCCGGUGCAAGAAAUGUUAAAUGAAGUCAUGGUAACGAUUUUCCUGUCAUUACAACCAAUUUAACCGAUAAGGAUAUUUUACUGGACUAUUGACAGUUUGCUGUGAAACGAGCGCAAAAGCAGUCGAAAAGUAUUGCUCGCAAAUUAAACAAAUCGGUAGAUUUCUUUUCACUCAUUCAUUCUGGAUUCGUUUGUUUCAGUUCAGGGUUCGGCUUUUAAAAUGGGUUUGUUAUCGUUGUUGAGAAAAUUACGAUCAGCACCUGAAAAAGAAGUGCGAAUUCUUCUGUUGGGAUUGGAUAAUUCGGGUAAAACAACAUUACUGAAGCAAUUGGCAUCGGAAGAAGUGACACAAGUAACACCAACCGCCGGAUUUAAUAUAAAAAGCGUUGCCGCCGAAGGUUUCAAGAUAAAUUUUUGGGAUAUUGGUGGACAGAGUAAAAUUCGACCAUAUUGGAAAAAUUACUUUGAGAAUACAGAUGCACUCAUUUAUGUAAUUGAUUGCAGUGAUCGUAAGCGAUUGAUUGAAACAGGCAAUGAGUUCGCCGAAUUAUUGGCAGAUGAAAAAUUAAACGAUGUGCCAAUCAUGAUAUUUGCAAAUAAACAAGAUUUAGAGAAUGUAUUGAAAGUGUCUGAAGUGGCCGAAGCAAUCGGUUUGGUAAAAUUGAAAGAUCGUACGUGGCAAAUUCAAGAAUGUUCGGCACUCCAAGGAACCGGAAUCAAGGAAGGAAUGGACUGGAUUUGCAAAAACAUCAAGAAGAAUUGAAAGAAGAAGAAGAAGAUGCUAUUUCGAUAUUACCAUAUUCAAUCAAGCUCACCUUAUUAUACCAUGGUUCUCAAUAAAUAAAGCAAACACAAUGCUUUUUUCUCUUUUA
Messenger RNA from Contarinia nasturtii (swede midge), 1230 nucleotides. RefSeq names its product ADP-ribosylation factor-like protein 3. Lineage: Eukaryota; Metazoa; Arthropoda; Insecta; Diptera; Cecidomyiidae. Gene Ontology annotation, molecular function: GTPase activity; GTP binding. Gene Ontology annotation, biological process: cilium assembly. The transcript has 4 exons. The record is from RefSeq and is a predicted model, not a curated record. Gene Ontology annotation, cellular component: cytoplasm; microtubule cytoskeleton. The coding region runs from base 579 to 1121 and encodes 180 amino acids.